Messenger RNA from Effrenium voratum, 1108 nucleotides. The record is from the annotation of a GenBank genome assembly. NCBI's taxonomy places the organism in Eukaryota, Dinophyceae, Suessiales, Symbiodiniaceae.
CACGUGUUGCUCAAAACCAGAAUUUGGAGAAACAUGUUUCCGUGCGCGUGAUCUGUUUUGCGCCGCCUUGGCUCAAGCCUUUCUAGUGUUGCUCUAUUCGGGUGUGUUUCAGGCCUUUCCGGAUCUCUCCGGUUCACGUUCAGACCUUCACGUUCUUUUUCGAGGAAAUCAUGGUCAUCAAGUACUCCAGGCGCAUCGACGCAGCUGAUUUCUCCGAUGGACAGCAGACAUGCUGCAUGCUGCCUUUACGUUGGGGAACCGUUGCCUUUGGGACCUUCUUUGCAGUGGCCGGCAUCGCGCAGCUCUUUGAGCAGGUGUACAAGGAAUGGUCAGAGGGGGAAUACAAGCUGGACGAGCAGAGUCACAGCACCCUGACGUUGGUUGCCUUGGCUUCCUGCAUGACCCUUUCCGGGGUCUCUGGCUUGCUGGGUGCUUUCUUCGAAGUCCGCAUUCCCGUGACGUUCUUUGCCAUCAUGCUCCUGUUGCAAUGUUUCUUGGAGAUCGCCUGGUUCUGCCUGGAGGACAGGACUGGCACGCUGGCGGGCAUGGUGAGCAUGGUGUGGAACGAGGUAAUGCUCGGCAAGCGCUCUGGCGAGAACGCGGUGGCUGUGAACUUGUUCUACACGCUUCUGUCAUUAAACCUCCACCUCUGGGCCUGCGGCGUGGUGGCAAGCUACGCGCUUCAGCUGCGCAUCAUGGGCAAAGCGGUGUGGUUCGAACCGCUCGACGACGAGGACACCGAGGAUGAAGAGGAGGCCAGAGACCCGGCAGCUCCUCUCACAGAGUCCAAGCCUGAUGGCUAUGGAGCCACGGACGAGGCCCCGGCGGCCCCGGCUGCGGCCCCGGCUGCGGCCCCGGCUGCGGCCCCUGCCCCAACAGCUGCCGAGGCGCCUGAGGCGCCCGAGACGCCUGCCAAAGAAGAUCAGGGUGCUUCAGCUGUAUAGAGUUCAUUGGGGCCAGCGCAGGAAAAAAAAGAAAAUGCGUUGCGCGGGGAGUGUCGGACAACUGUAUCGAUCUCCUCCCAUCACGGUCGUGCAAUGGCAGACAUGCCAGGUGCUUCUCACACACUCGCACUAUGCCUGCACCUCGGGUAUGACCAUCUUCCAGC